GUUGAAAGUUGAGAGAGAAAAAGAAAAGAAAUUAAAGAGGAAGGGAGAGCAAAGGAAAAAGUGGCAGUAACGUGGACUAUACUGUAGUUAGGUUCGGAGUAAGAGGUGAUAUAAAGGCAUACGUCGCAUCCACUUGGUUCAACUUACCUGGAAGAUCGAAGAUCGAACACGACAAGAAAGCCUAAUCGGCUAAAGCUUCACGACACCACGCCACUUCUCCAACAUCAUGUCGGUGAAGUCGGUGUUGGAUACUGACAACUGUUGUAUUGGCCAAGAUAAGAAGAGUAUUAUUCUUCGAUGGCACGUAACAUCAUAAAUUGGCAACAAUCACUGGUAACAUUUACAACCCAAAAAACCAAUGGACUUCUUUUGGUUGAAUAUGACGAAGUAUUGGUAAACACAAGGAAAAAAGUUAAGGAAUCUUCAUCACCCGCUGUCCUGGUUUAUAUCAAUUGUCUUUCACCGGAUACGAUAGUGAUAAAUUUUAUUAUUCUAAUUCUAUAUCGAACGGGAUAUGCCGGCGAAUUUUUGGGAAUCGGUGGACAAUGGAAUCUCAACGAGGAUAAAAACCCUGAUGUUGAGAUCGUUGGAUCAGGUGUUUUCGUAGGAUUUUUUCUGUACACUGGUGUCGUUCUAAUUACUUUUUGUUUUGGUACGACUAAUCACAAAAAAAGUCUCGUCGACAUUAUCAUGAACUUUCUAGGCCUCUGUAUGUUCCUCGCUGUUGGCGGCACAGCUCUACACUAUUGGCAUGGAUAUCAGCCAGAGCAUAAAUUUGAAUAUUUAGUACCGGAAAAAGAGGUUGGAUUGGCUCUUGGUUCGCUAUGUAUUUUAGAAGGAGUAUUAUAUCUUUUGGAUUUACUAUUAAGCGUUCGGCAUUUGACGAAAGAAGAAUAUGAUUAACGCGUUCAUUAGAUAUUAAGUGAAUAUUUUGUAUUGAAAGUUAAUCCAUUCCAUAGAUACAUUAAAGACGAUUAAUCAUACUGUCAUAAAAUGACUUCACUCGUCAUUGUACUAAUUCGAGUCAUUCACAUUGAAAUACAUAUUUUAUUACAUUUUAUAGUAAAUAAAGUAACUAACGUGGACAAUGGCAAAAUUAAUUAUUAUAAAAUAAUUAUUAUUAAGACAGAUUGUGUACGAAGAAAUUAUCGAUUCUUUGUAUUAGUGUGCAUGUGACUUGUUAAUUAUUAUAAUUUUUAAAUAAUUAUUUGCUGCAAAAUCAUUUUCCGCAGUCUCUAAUGUUAAUAAUUGAAAUGUAUCGUUUUGUAAUAAUAAAAUAAUUAAAUUAA
Vespa velutina is the source of this 1289-nucleotide messenger RNA. RefSeq names its product protein snakeskin (gene Ssk). Gene Ontology annotation, biological process: septate junction assembly. The record is from RefSeq and is a predicted model, not a curated record. The transcript is spliced from 6 exons. NCBI's taxonomy places the organism in Eukaryota, Metazoa, Arthropoda, Insecta, Hymenoptera, Vespidae. Bases 298 to 903 code for a protein of 201 amino acids.